Closterium sp. Yama58-4 is the source of this 1068-nucleotide messenger RNA. Lineage: Eukaryota; Viridiplantae; Streptophyta; Zygnematophyceae; Desmidiales; Closteriaceae. The record is from the annotation of a GenBank genome assembly.
AUGGACGAACGCCCUGCGUUCCCCCUCCCUCACCCUCUCCUCCCUCCCUCACCCUCUCCUCCCUCCCUCACCCUCUCCUCCCUUCCUUCCCUUUCAACCCCCCCACGAACAACCCUGCCUUCCCCCCUCCUUCCUAUUCCCCCUCUAUCAGCCCUGCGCAUUCCGCCCCUCACUAUAAUCACGGAGGCGGCAGCUAUGGACGAGCGCGGUCAGGUGGCGGCGCUGCUGGCAGCAUCUGGGCAGAACGGACAGCUCUUUCCCACCCUGCUGCCGCCCGAGUCGCCGCCCGACGGCCGCCCGGUGCCUCGCAACGUGAACGUGGCUCGUGUGCCAGUGGACCAGCGGAGGGUGGCUCGGGCCGACGCUGCUAAGAUGAGGAGAGCGCUGGAUAAGAGCACAGUGACAGUAGGUCUGUACGUGAAGAAGGAAGAGCUCUCAGAGGACUAUUUCACGGAGGAGGGCGAGGAGGUGGUGGAGGAUGAGGGGGAGAAGCUCCUGUCGCGGGGCAUAGGGGAUAUCUCUGCUGUGGUGUGGCCCAACCAGCGGUUGUUUGUGUGGCAGUCUGGGUUCCGUUUCGACCGCCUGCAGACCACCACGAUGCUCUUCAAGGGCCUGCCGCCUGCACACUCUGAUAGCAACACCAGUGCAGAGGGGACAAUAAGGCAACUGGAAGGUGCAGCAGCACAUGAGCAAGGCAGGGAGGGCAGGCAGAGAGAGGAAACAGAGGCAGCACAUGAGGAGGCAAGGGAGAUGCAGGCAGGGAGUUGGAGCAUGCACAUCCCACCGCCCCUGCAGGUGCCUUACCCGCUCAAGGCGCCCCUGCCAGCCCUUGUGAGUCGGCAUGUGACGGCAGCAGGUGCUGCUGCUGCGGCACGGCCGGUGGCAGGGCAGCAGGCUGGGGGGGAGGCAGAGGGGAAACGAGGCGGCGCUCCAGCCACAGCCACAGCCACAGCCCCAGCCCCAGCCCCAGCCCCAGCCCCAGCCCCAGCCCCAGCCCCAGCCCCAGCCCCAGCAGAGGCAUGCAAGGAGCAGAGCAGCAGACAUUCGCCCUUGAAAAGCACUGGCUAA